Messenger RNA from Cuculus canorus (common cuckoo), 2672 nucleotides. It is a transcript of the gene PIGR, whose product is annotated as polymeric immunoglobulin receptor. The transcript has 11 exons. The record is from RefSeq and is a predicted model, not a curated record. Bases 172 to 2118 code for a protein of 648 amino acids. Lineage: Eukaryota; Metazoa; Chordata; Aves; Cuculiformes; Cuculidae.
GCCUGGCACUGCCAGAGCCCAGUGUCCAGCUGCGGGAGGGAGGCGGGACACCCACAGGAGGUCCUGGGUUGGCCGCCGGGACACCCCCAGACCCAGGGGCAGUCAGUCUGAAGGAAAAUCGAGCGGUACGAAAUAGUCUGGAGAAGUAACUUGGAGUGGAAUGCAAGAAAAAUGACAUUACUGGCACUCAUCUUCCUGCUCGCCUUCCUCCCAGCGGAAUCUGCAAGAGGCAGAUACCUCCCCAAGGCAGCAAUCUCAAGCCAUGUGUUCGGACCAGGGCAGGUGUACGGUCUGCUCAACGGGUCGGUUACCGUGAAAUGCUUCUAUCCUCCUACCAGCGUGAACAGACACGACAGAAAGUAUUGGUGCAAGCAAUCAUCCAUGGGCUGCAUAACCGUUGUCUCCAGCAGAGGCUACACUGCUCCAGGCUACCAAGGCAGAGCCUCCAUCACCAACUACCCACAGGAAGAAAACUUCGAGAUUAACAUCACCGGGCUUACGAUGGCAGAUACAGGCACCUACCAGUGUGGCAUUGGUAUCAACGGCAGAGGGCUCUCCCAUAGAGUCAAUCUGGAAGUUACUAAAGGUCCACACAUACCUGAGGGAGCUGAGCUCUUCUACGUGAAGCUGUACAGCACCUUGACCAUGUCCUGCAGCUUUGGGGAGAGCACCGCGAGCAUGAGGAAAUACUUGUGCAAGAUGGAGAAAAGUGGCUGCCGUAACAUCAUUGAUAGUCAUGGGGUCGUUGAUCAGGAGUACACAGGGCGAGCAAUACUGAGCAAUGAGGAGCCUCCAGGCACGUUUAGCAUCGUGAUAACCCAGAUGGACUGGGAAGACACGGGCUUGUAUAUGUGUGGAGUCGGCUCUUAUGGACAGAAUGGAGAAACGAAGGAACUGGAUGUGCAUGUCUAUGAGGAGACAAGUGCUCCUCAAGGAAAGCCUGCAAUAAUUGGAGUGAAAGGAAGUUCAGUAACUUUCACGUACCACUAUGAGGGUCUAGACACAUCCUUAACGAAGUACUGGUGCAAGUGGAGACAGUAUGGGUGUGCUCGGAUCAUAGAUAACACCGGGUUUGUGUCGGGCUUGUAUGAAGGAAGAGUGGCCAUGUUCGACAGCCCAGAAAACAAGUCUGUCACCAUCAUCCUGAACCAGCUGAAGGACAGUGACAAAGGCUAUUACUGGUUCAUGACAGAUGAGGUGAAGGAGCAGCAAGCGUCAACUGAGCUGAAGAUCAUUGAUGGAGAGCCUGGACUGAAGGGAAAAACAGAAGUGGAGGCACAAACGGGUUCACGAGUGAAUUUAACUUGCUUUUAUCCAUGCAAGUACUACUCCUACCAGAAGUACUGGUGCAAGUGGAGCAGCACCAGCUGCAACCUGAUGCCUUCUUCAGACCAAAGGCAGCCGGGGCCAGAUGUUACCUGUGACACCGACAACAAGGUGGUUAUCCUAAGCUUUGACCCUGUGACAAAGGCAGACGAAGGGUGGUACUGGUGUGGAGUGAAGCGCAAUGUCCUCUAUGGGGAAACCAUGGCUGUCUACCUGCAGGUGACUGAAGGAGAAGUAGGAAGAAGUGCCAACCGCAACCUGGACCUCCUCGAUGUUGAUGCCGACAACCACGUUGAAGUCCCCAGCCAAGCUGAGGGUGGUUCAUCUCCCCAAGGAAGAGCCUCUGGUUCUGCAGUGCAAAGCCCAUCGUCAGUAGUCUCUGGUCAAACACACAGUGAAACUAUGGUUCAAGUCCUGGUCCCUGUUGGUGCCGCAAUCCUGAUUGUUGCCACAGCUUUCGCCAUCUUUAAAUACAGACAGCUGAAGAGAUCCGACCUGGUGUCCGUCGGGAGCUACAGGACAAACAUCAGCAUGUCAGACUUUGAAAGCGUGAAGGAGUACAGUGCGAGCAAUAACGCCUGCGUGCAAGAGAGCCAGGAGACUCCGAUAGGAGGGGACGAGUUUGUCACAGCCACAGUCACCCCAGAAAGCGUUGCUGAGACCAAGAAGGCAAAAAGGAGCUCCAAGGAGGAUGCUGACCUCGCCUAUUCCGCCUUCCUGCUCACCUCCAGCAGCGUGGCGCAGGGCAGCGCCGGAGCGGACAACACUGCAGAGCCACAGGCGAGGGAUUGAGAGGCAACCGCGACCGGGACUGACUCUACUAGAGGACCAGAGCAAGGCAUCAGCAAGCAGCAUUGUUUAUUGCUACCACAAUUUGCUAUAGCUUGACUUUUUUCUUUUUUUUCUUUUUUGCUUAAAUUCAGCUUUGAGCAGUGAUUUUAGGAGGAAUCGUAUGAUGCCAAAUGGGGCGUCUGGGCUGGAGGUACAGGUCUGAGUGAGCAGGUUGGACUGGGAAAUGAUAGGAACUCGAGUGGCCUAAAUCACCGACAGCCCCACCAGUGCCCUUCCAACGCGGCAGGCUCUAAAAAGCCAGAAGGCACAUUUAAGAAUAUAACCUCAUUUUUCUUUUAAAGGCAGCUGGAAAACUCUUUAGAACAACACCUCACACUUUCGAUUCCUCUAAGCUUUCUCACCCAGAGGGCAGUACCUGCAGACCAGGCAUGGUCUGAAGUGUUUCUAUACACAAGCAAUAAAGAACAGCACUGGCUUCAGCAGAUCAGGGGCACGCGCAGUCCGAGGAGGGAGCAGGGAGAGCACAGCCAAAGAGGCACAGUGAGGAUGUACUC